Menidia menidia (Atlantic silverside) is the source of this 3484-nucleotide messenger RNA. Lineage: Eukaryota; Metazoa; Chordata; Actinopteri; Atheriniformes; Atherinopsidae. The record is from the annotation of a GenBank genome assembly.
AUGAAGCUGAAGAAGGUGGAGAGGCUGUGCAGGGAGUUGGACCAGCUGGUGGUUGACGCUGCCAAAGAGAAGAGGGACAUGGAACAGAAGCACUCCACCAUCCAACAAAAGGCUGCUAUCCAGGAUUUCUCACACGAUGACACCAAGCUGGAAUACAACGUGGACGCGGACAACGGCAUCGCCAUGGAGGGCUAUUUAUUUAAGAGGGCCAGUAACGCUUUCAAGACUUGGAACAGACGUUGGUUCUCCAUCCAAAACAAUCAGCUAGUUUACCAGAAGAAAUUUAAGGACAACCCGACAGUAGUGGUGGAAGACCUGCGCCUAUGUACAGUCAAACACUGUGAGGACAUCGAGCGGCGAUUCUGCUUCGAGGUCGUCUCACCCACCAAGAGCUGCAUGAUGCAGGCCGACUCGGAGAAGCUGCGACAGGCCUGGAUAAAGGCUGUCCAGAACAGCAUCGCCACGGCCUUCCGUGACAAGGGAGAUGACGGCGAGAAGGUCCUGGCCAUCCCGGGCAAUGCCUGCUGCUGUGACUGUGGUCAGCCGGAUCCCCGCUGGGCCAGCAUCAACCUGGGCAUCACCCUCUGUAUACAGUGCUCCGGCAUACACAGGAGCCUGGGAGUGCAUUUCUCUAAAGUUCGGUCUUUGACUUUGGACACCUGGGAGCCAGAGCUACUGAAGUUGAUGUGUGAACUGGGGAACGGAGUGAUUAACGAGAUUUAUGAAGCACGACGAGAGGACCUGGGAGCCAGGAAACCACAGCCAGGGGACCCCAGACACGAGGUGGAGGCCUACAUCAGAGCCAAAUACGUGGACCGCCGGUUCGUCCGUCGGCCGUCGGAUGAGGAGCUUCGAAAUAAAGUGGUUUCUCUGAGCAAACAGGAGAAGAGACUGAGCAGCAGCUCUGAGCAUCUGCCUCCCAAACCCCCACCACCCACUCCAAAACUACGCCCCGGCUCUAAUGUCUCCGGGCAAUCAGCUUCUGCCGGCGGCGCGGAGGCCCGCCGCGACUCGCUCUUCUGUCCCGACGAGCUUGACUCGCUCUUCUCCUACUUUGACACCUCCUACAAGCUGAGGAGCAUGAAAAGCGCAGACAGCGGCAUCCAGAACAGCGCUGACGGGAGCAGGGAGAUGCUGGCCAACGCCCCCUCCAAUAACAGCCUGGCAGAUGCAGAAGCUGCUGAGCCCCCAGCCAUGCCCACCAAGCUGGCCCCCCCGUCGCCAUGCAAGGAGAUGGUUUUCUACGAGCCCAAGGAGUACAGCCCGGGCCUCCAGCUGUACUGGGCCUCCUGCGCCCGCAGCCUGCCGGACAUGGCCGAGGCGCUGGCCCACGGAGCCGAGGUCAACUGGGUCAACACGGAGGAGGAGAAACGGACGCCGCUGAUAAUGGCGGUGCACGGGGGCUCGCUGGUCACCUGUGAGUUCCUGCUCCAAAACGCGGCAAACGUGAACCAGCAGGACGCUCAGGGUCGAGGACCGCUGCACCACGCCACCAUGCUGGGACACACGGGGCAAGUUUGUUUAUUCUUGAAACGAGGAGCCAAUCAGAACGCCGCCGACAUCGAUGAGAAAACUCCCCUGAGCAUAGCAGUGGAGGCGGCUAAUGCGGACAUCGUCACUCUACUGCGACUGGCCAAGAUGAACGAGGAGAUGCGGGAGGCGGAGGGGCCCUACAGCCAGUCAGGUCAAUAUAACUCCAACAGCCCCACCGAGAUGCAGUACAGGAAGUGCAUGCAGGAGUUCAUUAGCCUGCAGCUGGACGAGUCCGAGUAGAGCCGCCACGCUGAGGCGGUCAGAGUUGGGUUUGGGUUCAGCUAACGGCGCAGACCUCCGGGGGCCCCCCCCCCCCCCCCCCCCAUUGAGCCGAUCCCAACUCUGUCUGGGGGCGUCUGGAGCCGCACCAGCUCUGCACCCGAUGCGGGGGGGGCGUCGGGUGCUGUAACGGGGUUAAAGCCAUCAGAUCUGGACUUCGCCGAGGGGUUCCAGCUUUUCCUUGAAGUGACUGUUACUCAGAUUAGCACAAAACCGGAGGAGCCCGCGUCGCCUUCCACGAGCUGGUCUUUCCUUUUCGCUCAUCUUUCGCGUCCCGUGUACAACUUUCUGGUUUUAGAUGGUGUUCGGUUAUUUAUAGCAGCUAUUUAAAACUGUGUUGUUGUUUUUUUUAAACUAAAAUAGUUGUUUUAAUAAGUAUCUAACAGUCACAAUAUCUUUGCAAAAAAACAAAAAAAAAACACUAACUGCCACCAGUUCUCAGUGACUCUCGGACCUCAAAGGGACGGCAGUUUGAACCAGUUACUGGCAAUAAUCAAGACUCCUGAAUGGUAUUUUCUAUGGUCCGAUCAGCUUCGUUCCUCAGUUGACAUGUCAGAAAUGAUUUAUGCACAUUCCUGUUCAUGGUUAUGCAACUGCUGUACCCUUCUCCUGUUUAGUCUUAACGAGGCCUGUUUACUUGUUUGUUUGUUGUCCAAACACGACGCAUCCAGCUGUUUUUUACAUGUCUGAUCAGAAGAAGGAAAAAAAUAAUCUAUUUUAGAGCGGUUUUCUUUUUUAUAAAGGCAGACAUUCGUACUGUACAUGUUGUAAAUGGUACUACGUGCAGAGCCUGAGCUCAGAGGGAAGGAUGCUGUGUCUGGGUUUUAGUCAGUUGCGUGUGCUCGCUUGUGGCCCGUAAAAGCGGGAAAUCCAAAAUUGUACGACUGGAAGGACCUUUUCAGCGCCGUUUGCAUCAGUCGUCUGGAAUGUUUGUGGAUUCUUCUUUUCCCCCAAAUAUAGACAAACCCCGUAGCAGCGGUGCGUUAGGUGCAAUAGUCUAGAUGAGUCUCCACAGCUACCCGAGUAACACUAGUGCGGCUUCCGGGAUCUAUUUAGCUGAAUUGUGUAGGGGAUGUGCAAAAAAAAAGAAAAAAACAAGCUAGAUGUUCAAAAAGAACAUGAGACAAGAUGAGUUUGCGGACUGCGAACGAUGGGAACGGACCCCAGUUUCAUCCCUCAUCUGUUUUCAUGCUGCCCUGAAUUCUGAGAGAGGGCUUCAAAGCACUUUGAAUUAAUGGCAAUAGACGGACGAUCAGUUAGUAUGGCCGACAGGAGCGUGUGUGUGUGUGUGUUGGCUGGUGUAGACGUUACUGAUUGUGUCGUUCUGUGUGAAGAGGGUCUCUCUUUUUUUAGGAUUUGUGCGUUUACGGUGGCUGACCACCAGAGGGCGGACUGAGCUCGGAAAAGGAGCCGAGCAAGCCCCAUUUUUAGGGGGGGGGCAUCAGAGAAAUAAAGGGACAGAAGAGGGACACUCAGGUGGAGUGGACGUGGGGGGGGCUAACCCCUCCGAUUUAAAUGGGUCACCUGAAAGAAUGAAAAGCAGAUUGAGAUCGGGAACCGGAGGAUGAGGCUCUUCUUCCUCUGCAACAAGCUUUUCAUUGCUCUCUUUCUAUUUUUUUCCAUGUCAAAUUUCUCUGUUUUUGUAUUUGCUUUGCUCUUCUCUCUCUCCUCC